Molecule: messenger RNA, 516 nt
Organism: Brenthis ino (lesser marbled fritillary)
Lineage: Eukaryota; Metazoa; Arthropoda; Insecta; Lepidoptera; Nymphalidae
Source: the annotation of a GenBank genome assembly
AUGCCACCUAAGAAACAACCAGAAAAGGGAAGUAAAAGUGGAGGUGCCAAAGGUAGCGGUAGUAAAUCAUGUGGCGACAGUAAAGAAGCAGCAACGAAAGAGAAAAAAGGCGGGACAGCUGUCAAAGUAAGGCACAUCUUGUGUGAAAAACAGUCAAAAUGUUUGGAAGCUUUGGAAAAAUUAAAAGCUGGACAGAAAUUCCCUGAUGUGGCUGCUGCUUAUAGUGAAGAUAAAGCAAGACAAGAAAGAAUAUGUUGCUUGCAAGAACAGUUUGAUAAAGAUUUCUCUAUUUUGCCUGAACGUCAGAGUUCUAAUGAAUCACUAGACUCUAAUAUUGAAAAUUAUGCUAAUAGAGAUUUUAGCCUAAAGCAGAGCUUCUUACGUCUAUAUAGGCUGAUGCAUGUGACAAUACUAUUCACAUUUAUAUAUUUUUGCAACAUCUGCCUCUGGUUCCUGAUGGCUAAAAAAAGCCCAUCCAAAACACUUAAGUAUAGAAUAAAAGUAAUACCCCCAGUU